Grammomys surdaster is the source of this 2128-nucleotide messenger RNA. RefSeq names its product sprouty related EVH1 domain containing 2 (gene Spred2). Gene Ontology annotation, cellular component: membrane. The record is from RefSeq and is a predicted model, not a curated record. Lineage: Eukaryota; Metazoa; Chordata; Mammalia; Rodentia; Muridae. Gene Ontology annotation, molecular function: protein kinase binding. Bases 334 to 1566 code for a protein of 410 amino acids. The transcript has 6 exons. Gene Ontology annotation, biological process: multicellular organism development; negative regulation of MAPK cascade.
UGCCCGCCCGCCGCCCCGAGCGUGCUUGUUUUUCUGCUGCUCUCCCCCUCCGGGUCCCCUUCCCAAAUCUCGCCCCUGCACCCGCUCGGAGCCCCGGGGCCGCGCCCGGCCGGCCCACGGCGUACGCUGCCCGGUGCGCCCCUUCCCAGACCUCGCCCUGCACUUGGGGCUCUCCAUUUCCCCGCCUGCCUCGGCGCCCCCUUCAUCUCUAGCUCCCCCCCUCCACCACCAAAUCAGGAGAUGUCGGAGAUGUGAAGAAGGGGGGCGAGCGCACAGGAAGAUGAAGGGAGCCAGGCUGCACGCCGCGGGACAGGCGUCUAGGUGAACAAGAAAAUGACCGAAGAAACACACCCGGACGAUGACAGCUAUAUUGUGCGUGUCAAGGCUGUGGUUAUGACCAGAGAUGACUCCAGCGGGGGAUGGUUCCCACAGGAAGGAGGCGGGAUCAGCCGCGUCGGGGUGUGUAAGGUCAUGCACCCUGAAGGCAACGGACGAAGUGGCUUUCUCAUCCAUGGCGAACGUCAGAAAGACAAACUGGUGGUAUUGGAAUGCUAUGUCAGAAAGGACUUGGUCUACACCAAAGCCAACCCGACGUUUCAUCAUUGGAAGGUUGAUAAUAGGAAGUUUGGACUUACUUUCCAAAGUCCUGCGGAUGCACGAGCCUUUGACAGGGGCGUGAGGAAAGCCAUUGAAGACCUUAUAGAAGGCUCGACAACCUCCUCGUCCACUAUCCAUAACGAAGCCGAGCUCGGAGAUGAUGACGUUUUCACUACAGCUACAGACAGUUCUUCUAAUUCCUCGCAGAAGAGAGAGCCGAAUACAAGGACAAUCUCCUCCCCCACAUCUUGUGAGCACCGGAGGAUUUAUACCCUUGACCCAUACCCCGUGGACCAUUACCACCCCGACCAGCGAUUGCAGCGGUCCUACCCGCAGGUCACCUUCCCAGAAGAUGAUGAAGAAAUUGUUCGCAUCAACCCCCGAGAGAAGAUCUGGAUGACGGGUUAUGAAGAUUACCGGCACGCGCCAGUUCGCGGCAAAUAUUUGGACACUACAGAAGACACAGACUCCUACGUGCGCUUCGCCAAAGGAGAAGUCCCCAAACACGAAUAUACUUAUCCGUAUGUUGAUUCGUCGGACUUUGGCUUCGGCGAGGAUCCCAAAAGCGGUGUGAUCAAAACACAGCCGCCCAGGGCCAAGUCCCGUCGCCGGAAGGAGAACGGCGAACGGUCGCGGUGUGUGUACUGCAGGGACAUGUUUAAUCAUGAGGAGAACCGAAGGGGCCACUGCCAAGAUGCACCCGACGCCGUGAGAACUUGCAUUCGCCGGGUGAGCUGUAUGUGGUGCGCUGACAGCAUGCUGUACCACUGUAUGUCCGACCCCGAGGGAGAUUACACUGAUCCUUGUUCGUGUGACACAAGCGACGAGAAGUUUUGCCUCCGGUGGAUGGCUCUAAUUGCCUUGUCCUUCUUGGCCCCUUGUAUGUGCUGUUACCUUCCCCUCCGGGCCUGCCACCACUGUGGAGUGAUGUGCAGGUGCUGUGGUGGUAAGCACAAAGCCGCUGCGUGACUGGUUUCCCUCCUUUCCCCUUCUCCAUCCACAGCCACAGGCAAAAUUGUCUCUUGCGUACUCCCCCAUUGUCUCCCUGGUUCCCUUCCAACUCUAAAAGGCGAGGCCAAUAAGAGGAGGCCAGGCUCCAUGGUCCCUUGGUGACAUCAUUCCAAACCUGGGGUAGCUGCCGCCCCCUGUGUCAGCCACAUACCCGCCUCGCAGUGUUCUGAGGAAAGGAGCCUUCGACAUAGACUCGUGUAUUUUACCAGCCUAUAAUCAUGCUGUCUUUCCUGAGUCUUGGUUUCCUGCCCCUCCUUCCCACCUUUCCGGUUCUGGAGACUUGGAGAGGUUUAUUGAUUUUUUUUUUCCCCUCCCCAUUGGCCUUGCCUGUCGCUAACUAGCAUAGGUCCCUCAGAGAUGUGACCGAAUGAUGAAAGCAUCACCACAGCUUGUCGUUAUGCCAGGUGAGCUGGAUAACAAGCCUGUACCACAAACAAUAGUACUUUGACUCCUAAAGCUCCCACAUCAGCUUCGGUCUUUAGUCUUUAACCUUCCCCUGCCCCCACCCCCACCCCCACCC